CACAGCUAAACUGCUCUCACUGCACACACGGCACUGUCCGUGGAGGGGGUGGCAGCCGCUACCGGGCAGGGCUGCUAUGGCCCAGGUGCAGUUCAACGCCUGGCUGAUCCUGUGCGUGUUUGCUGGAUCCCAGAGGCUGACAGAUGAACAUCCUCACAGCAGGGAUGAUGCCAGUGCCAGCGCACCCCGUCGCAGCCCAGAGGAUGCCAACGUCAUGUUAGAGAUGCUCUGGGGAGGGCUGGAUAUCCAGGCCAACAGGACAAUCCGGCUGUGGGACGAAGAACUGGCCUCCCUGCGCCCGGCACGGCGGUUCAUCCAGAUUUUAGAGGAUGAAGUUCCCAAAACACCGACACAGAUUGAGCAGCAUCUGAGAUAUUAUUCACUGACUGAUACCCCUUUGCCUCUAACCGAGUUUGACCGUCUCCUUUUCACCAGUGUUUACUGUGCCUAUCAGGUUCGCUCCAUGCAGGGUCUGGAUAAAAAUCUCUGGAUUAGUUUUUUCUCCCAGCUAGUUGAUGAAAUGUUUCGUGAUCUGUGCAAGGGGCUCUGCCCUGCAAAUACCACCCUCCUCCUGGCUUCCUGGCCCUGGAAGGAGAAGCCUUCACAUUUAGCAUCCCUGAAACAUUUCUAUCGUUCGAACCUGGCCAGGAGCGAGAGAGACACUUAAUAAGGGAAACUAUGGUAGGGAAGGACACACCUGUCUUCACCUGCAUCCUUGGUUAUUUCAGAUGCUUUCCACAUUAUUCGGGACUUUGUACAAAUACGCCACACCUUUUUGUCCCGCUUUCCACGUUGCGUUGGCAACCCUCUAAGGAUUUAUACACAAGCUUUUAUUUUUAAAUGAAAUGGGACAAAACUAUAAAAUGCAUUUCACCCUUUCCUGGUUUUCUUUUCUGUUUGUUUUUUUUAAGUGGGCUGUGCUGAAGGGGGCAGUGCUGUUUAGAUGUGUUAUCUAUCUUGGUCACUGAUGCUUACUAGGGAGAUGCCCUGGCAGUUUUUUUCCAGGAUGUUACACUGGUGUCCUAGCUGACUUCAUUUCAGAUAAUUCAGUUCAGCCUCCUUAUAUUCCCCCUGUGGUUUCAGCCAAAUACAGUAUCUUUUCUCCUCUCCAGUAACCAGCUAAGCAGAUGCUGUUUUGUUUCAUGAUAUAGGUCACAUAUUUAAUUUCAGCUCUCUGCUCAAGUGGACAUUUUACGUGUCCAUAGUAGUUUCCCAUCUCAUGUAUGCAUUUUUCUUCAAAAAAGCAACCUGAAAAUGUAUGUAUUCCAUGAAACUUUCUAGUAUUUGCAUAUCAUAUUUACACAUGUACAUUGCUUUCUGUCAGUUAUCUGUUAGGAACACACUUCCUUAAAUCUCAUUUAAAUUCCUAAGGAUCAUGACCUAGUUAUUUCUUCAUCAGAUUUUACUUCUUCUAUGAAGUUUUUUUGUACAGCUAUGGCACUUUACAAGCCAAACAUAAUAAAUACACAAUCUCUAGCUUAAAAAUCAGAAAUACAAUUACUUUACAGAAAGAGAUCUUUAACUUUUCUCUGUCUUACACAUUGCAAUGUGGAAUUAAAUAAAUGUAA
Messenger RNA from Pygoscelis adeliae (Adelie penguin), 1568 nucleotides. It is a transcript of the gene FAM180B, whose product is annotated as family with sequence similarity 180, member B. Lineage: Eukaryota; Metazoa; Chordata; Aves; Sphenisciformes; Spheniscidae. Bases 77 to 667 code for a protein of 196 amino acids. The record is from RefSeq and is a predicted model, not a curated record. The transcript is spliced from 3 exons.